Anarrhichthys ocellatus (wolf-eel) is the source of this 2247-nucleotide messenger RNA. RefSeq names its product beta-carotene oxygenase 1, like (gene bco1l). The transcript has 11 exons. The coding region runs from base 388 to 1797 and encodes 469 amino acids. Gene Ontology annotation, biological process: carotene catabolic process; retinal metabolic process. NCBI's taxonomy places the organism in Eukaryota, Metazoa, Chordata, Actinopteri, Perciformes, Anarhichadidae. Gene Ontology annotation, molecular function: carotenoid dioxygenase activity; beta-carotene 15,15'-dioxygenase activity. The record is from RefSeq and is a predicted model, not a curated record.
GUUACAUAAUCCACUAAGUUUAUACGUUUUCUGAGAUCUGGAGAUGAUCAUGUAGACCGAAGGAGGCUACAUAAGAUCAGCUGCUGUCGGCCCGUGUGUUCAGUUUGCUGAAGUGGUGCACUCUGGGAAAUACACACAAGGCUUGUAGGUCGAGAAACAUGCAGUCGAUUUUUGCAAUAAAUGGAUUGGAGACUCCCGAGCCGGUGAAAGCUCAGGUGGAAGUCGUGGUAUCACAGGAAUAUACCAAGGACAGUAAACGAGGUAGAAUACCUGUGUGACCUCUGACCUGCAGGGUCCAUCCCGUCCUGGCUGCAGGGAACUCUCCUGAGGAACGGACCGGGCCUCUUCUCCGUGGGCAGCUCCGAGUACAACCACUGGUUUGACGGCAUGUCGCUCCUUCACAGCUUCACCUUCGCCAACGGUGAGGUGACCUACAGGAGUAAGUUUCUGAAGAGCGACACGUACAAAAGGAACAUCAAGGCCAACAGAAUCGUCGUCUCCGAGUUUGGAACCAUGAUCUACCCGGAUCCCUGCAAAAACAUCUUUUCCAGGGCAUUCACACACCUCAGCAACAUCAUCCCUGACUUCACUGAUAACAACCUGAUCAACAUCAUCCGCUACGGUCAGGACUACUACGCCUCCUCCGAGGUCAACUACAUAAACCAGAUUGAUCCUGCUACCCUUGAGACUGUCGGCAGGAUUAACUACAGGAACCACAUCGCUCUGAACUUGGCGACGGCUCACCCUCACUAUGACGACGAGGGCAACACCUACAACAUGGGCACCGCCAUUAUGGGCCUGGGCCUGCCCAAAUACGUCAUCUUCAAGGUCCCAGCUGAUGCUUCAGAGCGCAAGAAGCCGGCGCUGAGGAAAGUCCAGCAGGUGUGUUCGAUCCCGUUUCGUUCCACUCUGUUCCCGAGUUACUUCCACAGCUUCGGCAUGACCGACAACUACAUUGUGUUCGUGGAGCAGCCCUUCAAACUGGACAUCGUCAAACUGGCCACCGCCUACUUCAGAGGGGUCAACUGGGGCAGCUGCCUCAAAUUUGAUGAGGAUGACAUCACUUUGUUCCACGUCGUCAACAGAAAGACGGGACGGGCCGUGUCCACCCGUUUCUACGGCGACGCCCUGGUGGUCUUCCACCACAUCAACGCGUACGAGGCCGACGGCCACGUGGUCUUCGACCUGAUCGCCUACAAUAACAGCAACCUGUACGAGAUGUUCUACAUCCGGAACAUGAGGCAGGAGACCGACGACUUCGUCCAGACCAACAAGAGAUUUGCGCCGCCGGUGUGCCAGAGGUUCGUCCUGCCGCUCGACGUCCACAAGGAUGCCCCCAGAGGAUCCAACUUGGUGACCCUAGCGGACAUGACGGCCCAGGCAGUGAUGCGGGAGGACGGCUCCGUCUACUGCCAGCCAGAAACUCUGUUUGAUGGUCUGGAGCUGCCGGGAAUCAACUACAAUUUCAACGCUAAGAAGUACCGAUACUUCUACGGCUCCAGGAUGGAGUGGUCACCUCAUCCCAAUAAGAUCGCCAAGUUUGACAUCGUCACCCGGAGGCACAUCGAGUGGCAGCAGGAGAACUGCUUCCCUUCGGAGCCGGUGUUUGUCGCCUCUCCGGGCGCCGUGGAGGAAGACGACGGCGUGAUCUUAUCGUCCGUGAUCUCUCCGGAUCCGAACAUCUCCCCGUUCAUGCUCGUCCUCGACGCCAAGACCUUCGAGGAGAUCGCCCAGGCCUCCAUCCCGGCCAACGUCCACAUGGACCUUCACGGAUAUUUCAUCCCGGCCGCCGUCUGAUGGCCGAGCAAACCCGCUGGAUUCGUUAUUUAUUCAAAUUGUAUUGUCUUGAAGAGAAGGUUCAGUUACCUUCUUUGUUUUGUUUAUUUAAACAUUGUUCUUCAUUUUUUAUGCAUUCUACAAGAGAUGUGUUGACAAAGUUUAGGCAGAUAUCCAUUAAAUGUCCUGCUCCCCAGAGGAUGGACCCGUUUAAAGUCCCAUUCUCAGGACAGAUUUUUUGCACAGUAAGAUAUCUUUUUUAAGACAUUUGUUGAAAAAUCUAUUAGAAAAGUCUGUUUAUAUAAAUAUAUUAUAUUUAUUUAUAUAAAUAUAUUAUAUUUAUCUAGCUUGAUUGUUAAUUUAAGUUACUAUCAACAGUAACAAUUAUCCGUGUAAUCUAUGAAAUGUCUCUAAUUGUCCGGGUUCCGUAUUGAAUUAAAAAAUGUUAAAACCCUGAAAUCACCUGCGUUC